GCGAGGGAACCCGGUGAGGUGAUGGAGCUGGAGGCGGCGACGCGGCGGUUCCACCUCUGGUUCCGCGGGCUGCGGGGGCUGCGGCGAGACCUCCGGUCGGCGCGGUGGGCCCACGACCCGGCCCAGCUCGGGGCGCUGGUGGGCCGGUUCGUGGCCCAUAUGGAGGACUACUGCGCGGCGCGGGCGGAGAUGGACCCGGUGUGGACGCUGUCGGCGCCGUGGGCGAGCCCCGUGGAGCGCGGCGCGGCGUACUGGCUCGCCGGCUGGCGGCCGACCACGCUGGUCCACCUGCUCUACACCGAGUCCGGCCGCCGCUUCGAGUCGCAGCUCCCCGACCUCCUCCUCGGCGUGCGGUCGGGCAACCUCGGCGACCUUAGCCCCGCGCAGCUGGCGCAGAUCGACGACCUGCAGCGCCGGACCGUCGCCGAGGAGGACGGCCUGUCGCGGGAGAUGGCACAGGUGCAGGACGGCCACGGCGCGGUCGCCUCCGGCGGGGAGAUCGACGUCGACGGGAUAGUGGCCCGGGUCAAGGCGGUGCUCGGCCGCGCCGACGCGCUGCGGCUGCGCACGAUGAGGCGCGCGGUGGAGAUCCUGGAGCCGGCGCAGGCGGCCGAGCUGCUCGUCGCCGCCGCGGACAUGGAGAUCGGCUUCCGGGAGUUCGGGCUCAAGUACGGCUCGGGCCGCGCCGACUAGCACUUUACUGGGCCGGAAAAGGCCCAUCACCCUUGUAAUUGUCUCUUAGCUGCAUGAUGGGCCAUAGAUGGGCCUUGGGCCCGUGGCUGUUGAGAGAGUAAUAAAAUGCAAGCAAAUCUGGUGGUUUAUGCUGUGCAAAAGCGUUGGUCGUUCCGUUUAGGAUGUUUUCCUCGACAAUGAUCAUUUUAUUGUCAGCUGACACUCCAAACCUAAAAUAUUUCUGCUCUAGUGAGAAUUAGUUUUGUCCUUUGUUAUGUAUUUUUAGCGUAGAUCUACCUGCAUCAUAAAAAAAGUUAUGAAU
Oryza brachyantha (malo sina) is the source of this 994-nucleotide messenger RNA. Its product is annotated as transcription factor TGA9-like. Gene Ontology annotation, molecular function: sequence-specific DNA binding. The record is from RefSeq and is a predicted model, not a curated record. NCBI's taxonomy places the organism in Eukaryota, Viridiplantae, Streptophyta, Magnoliopsida, Poales, Poaceae. The transcript has a single exon. Bases 22 to 693 code for a protein of 223 amino acids. Gene Ontology annotation, biological process: DNA-templated transcription.